This is a messenger RNA of Arvicanthis niloticus (Nile rat), 543 nucleotides long. The record is from RefSeq and is a predicted model, not a curated record. Lineage: Eukaryota; Metazoa; Chordata; Mammalia; Rodentia; Muridae.
AUGGCUGAGCAUAAACUUGCUCUAAAAACCAUUGAUUGGUUAUCUUUUGUGGAUAAUUGGACAAUAUCAUGGACAAUUGGAAAUGCCCUAAAGUCCUGGAAUGAGACCCUCCACACCAGGUCAGCUAGUCUGUCUGAGAAACCACCAGCGAUUGACUGGGCUUACUACAGGGCCAAUGUGGCCAAAGCUGGCUCGGUGGAUGAUUUUGCAAAGAAGUAUAAUGCCCUGAAGAUCCCUGUGCCUGAGGAUAAAUACAAAAUGGACCAGGAGGAGACGGGUGUGUGUGUGUGUGUGUGUGUGUGUGUGUGUGUGUGUGUGUGUGUGAAGAACCAUGCUGAGUUUGUGUCUGCAUCUCAGCUCAGGAUCCAGGAGUGUGAGAAGCAGCUGGAGAAAAUUAAGAACAUAAUUCCCUUUGACCAGAUGACCAUUGAUGACUUGAAUGAGAUCUUCCCAGAAACCAAGCUAGACAAGAAGAAGUACCCGUCCUGGCCCCAACAGCCCAUCAAGAACCUACGAAGCAGCCUAGGAGGGAGCCCCGGCUGA